Molecule: messenger RNA, 2067 nt
Organism: Aureobasidium melanogenum CBS 110374
Lineage: Eukaryota; Fungi; Ascomycota; Dothideomycetes; Dothideales; Saccotheciaceae
Product: alpha/beta-hydrolase
Exons: 2
Molecular function (GO): hydrolase activity
Source: RefSeq, a predicted model, not a curated record
AUGGUCUUGAGCACUCUCGGCGUAGCUGCCGACGUGACACCUUCGGUCAUUGAAACCUUCUUCUCACAUGCAAGACACCGGAACAUCUCACGCGACACGGCAUGCAAACCUACCGCCCAUGUUUCAUAUCACGAAGGCCUGCGCCUGAUUCGCCAAUUUCUCAACUACGCUUCUCAACACACCGUCGAAGACAUCCAAGCCUUCACUGGUCAAUGGGUUCCCUCCCCUACAUGGGUCAAGCUUGACGAAGUUCCCAUCUCAGAUGCCCAUUUACAACGCUCCGCAGAGCUUGUCAAAGCACAGCUUGGUCCCGCAGGCCUGCAAAGAGUCGGAGGUCAAGAGUGGUGGCAAUGGCGGCGGCCUGACAUCGCCCUGAAGGGCGAAUGGAUCGAGAUGCGCCAGGACUAUAACGACCGAGUGGCUGCCAACAACAAGGGUGACCGCAUCAUUCUCUACAUCCACGGUGGUGCCUACUACUUUGGCUCUGUAGAUGAGCAUCGCUACCAGAUGCAGCGUCAUGCGCGAAAACUCAAAGCCCGUCUGUUCGCUCCGAGAUAUCGCCUCGCUCCUCAGUUCCCUUUCCCUUGUGGUCUACACGACUGUAUCGCUGCCUACCUCCAUGUCAUUGAGCAAUAUGAUCCCUCGACUGUCCUGCUAGGUGGAGAUUCGGCUGGUGGUGGCAUGGUCAUCAAUAUGCUCGUUACCCUCCGCGACCAAGGCAUCCCCCUUCCUGCAGGAGCCCUUCUUCUGUCACCAUGGGUUGACCUCACCCACUCGUUCCCUAGUGUAGCCGGUGAAGGCACCUUUGACUACAUUCCCGCCAACGGUUUCCACCACAGGCCUUCAAUGGCGUGGCCACCCCCGAACGCCAACGAUCUGAGGGAGCUCAAGUCUCCAGAAGCCGACCAACCCCGCAAGUCAAAGGAGGAAAAGAAGAAGCUAGAAAGGGAGGCCACCAUGGGCUUUUCCGUCCACGACGUACCCGAGCAUGAGAAGCAUGAUCAAGCCACCCGCCCACGUGCUAAAAGCAUCCCUGGUGGCGAGCAUCUAUCGAUCGAGCUGGAUGGCAAGCUGAUUGAGCUGACUGACCAAAUUCAGAUGUACACCACUAAUGACAUGCUCGCCCAUCCUAUGGUCUCACCUGUGAUGCAGCCAUCUCUUGGUGGUCUGCCCCCACUUCUCAUUCAAACAGGAGGCGGUGAGCUUUUACGUGAUGAACAGAUCUACAUUGCCCACAAGGCCGCCAACCCUGCUGCAUAUCUUCCCAGCAAGAAGGUCAUGGACGAGUUUGACCCGAAAAGGGAACUGGUAGACAAAUAUCCACCAACACAUGUGGUCUUGCAGGUCUGGGAUGACCUUUGCCAUGUUCCGCAUACUCUCAGUUUCACCCGACCAGCCAAAUACAUGUAUCGUAGUGUGGCGCAGUUUGGUGCUUGGGCUCUGGCUCGUGCUCAAGACCAAGCUAUCACCAUUCUUGAUGACGACAACAUCAGUGUCAUCAGUGAUCAUUCGAGCCAUGAAAGCGAAUCCGAUGUUGAUCGCGGUAGAACCGUCGACAAGAAAUUUCCUGAUGCUUUGGGUACGCCGAUUCGUGCUCAUACAGUCACCACAGCUUCUGGGUCUGUUGGCAAAGCUGGAGACCCCUUGCCUCCGUUCCAAAACCAUAUGAUCCGUCAAAGAGUCGACAGGCAUGGCGUCACAUAUCCACUUGCUGCAGUAUCGGACCUGAAAUGUCUCCAGCUCGAUCCCGACACCAUUGGCAUGAUCAAGCCUGGCCCUGUCCGAAAAUGGAUUGCAAAGAAGUCUGACUGGGACGUCAAGUAUGGCAAGGAUAAGCGUGCGGUACAAAAGCAACGUAUCAAGGAGAUGGCUGAAGGGUAUGAUACUUUUGGGGCUGGAGAAAGACCGCCACCUACUGCUUUGGCUGGCCGCCGUAAGAAGGAUAUGCCAAGUCAGAAGGCACGCAAGGGCAAGUCAUGGGGUCUUGCAAUGUGGUCAGGCUGGGGCUCCAAGCACGAUGAGGACACUCUUGACCGUGAACACAAGGUCACUCGCGCCUCACAAACA